Molecule: messenger RNA, 462 nt
Organism: Callorhinchus milii (elephant shark)
Lineage: Eukaryota; Metazoa; Chordata; Chondrichthyes; Chimaeriformes; Callorhinchidae
Gene: snorc
Product: secondary ossification center associated regulator of chondrocyte maturation
Exons: 3
Coding region: 89-445 (118 amino acids)
Biological process (GO): cartilage development
Source: RefSeq, a predicted model, not a curated record
UCAACCUCUCCUAGACUCCUUCGGCACUCCCCCACCCACCCCCACUUAUUUAAGACUUGAGAUACUUUCAGACACUUUUAGAAACAAAAUGGCUCAGUGCAGAGGUUGGAGCUCGCUUCCAUGGGCGAUAUUAGGAGCCACUGUUCUUGUAGCAUUAGCAGGUCUCACAUCUGAAGUCCAAGGUAAUCUUGUUCUGACUUCACCCAGCGAAAGCUUGGAAAUGUCCUCGGGGGGAGGAGUGGCAGAGACGGUCACACCGGAAGCUUCUGUGGAGGAUACUUCGUUGACUUCAGACGACGGCUAUUUCGCGGAAGAGUCGGAACCAGUGGAGAAAGGAUCGCUGGGCCCAGGAGCAAUCACUGCCAUUGUAAUCGCUGCUGUUCUUGGAGUGUCUGUGCUGUUCAGUCUGAUCAUAAUAACUGUGAGAAAGCUGUCAGCCUCUUAGAUUUAAUAAAUAACUGA